Messenger RNA from Linum tenue, 2269 nucleotides. The record is from the annotation of a GenBank genome assembly. NCBI's taxonomy places the organism in Eukaryota, Viridiplantae, Streptophyta, Magnoliopsida, Malpighiales, Linaceae.
UGCUACCUUCUCUCUGCUUCUCUCCAAUGGCGCGAUGAACCGACUGGGCUGAAGUCGAGAGAAUGUGAUGGCUUAGAUUCAAGUGAGGACUCUGAAGUAAGAAGCACGGAUUUAGGUAGUCUCAAUAUGGAAGCGUCUUGCAAGGAGAAUGGUUUUUUAGGGAACUCAAACGGAAAUCCAGCAGGAGGAGCAACUGCUAUGAAGAAAGGAUGGUCUCUUUUGUUGCCAAUCAAGGUGAAUAAUCCAGAUAAUCAGAACGAUUCAUCUCCUAUGUCAAGGUCUGCAGAGUCACCAAGUGCAGUCAGUUGCACAAUUUGCAUGAGCAAAAAUAGCUGUAGAAUUGUUAGAGCACGGACGAGUGAAAUGAAUGCUAUGAUGAACAGAGGAAAGCCAGAGAAAGUACAAACCAUAUUUGACAGUUUGGUUGAGGGAGGCCACAGACCAUCUCUAGUAACAUACACAAUUCUCUUGAAUUCCUUGACCCUGCAGAAGCGCUUCGACUCUGUAGCCUCUAUCAUCUCUCAGGUAGAGGGGAAUGCACUGAAACCAGAUUCAGUAUUCUUCAAUGCCCUGAUCAAUGCAUUUGCUGAAUCCGGGAACAUGAAGGAAGCCAUGGAAACUUUAUGGAAGAUGAAAGAGAAUGGGAUGAAACCUGCAGCCAGCGCUUACAACACACUGGUCAAAGGCUAUGGCAUUGCUGGUAGACCUGAAGAAUCUACUAAGCUGGUGGAACUUAUGUCCAAGGAAGGGAACCCGAAACCUAAUCUCAGGAGUUAUAAUGUUCUUGUUAGAGCAUGGUGUAACAAGAACAUCGAUGAGGCAUGGAAUAUAGUGAAUAAGAUGAUGGGUUCAGGGACUAAACCUGAUGCAGUUACUUAUAACACAAUUGCAUCAGCUUAUGCGAAGCAAGGAGAGCCAAAGAAGGCUGAAGGUGUGAUUUCAGAGAUGCAGAAGCAUGAUGUACAGCCUAAUGCCAGAACAUGUGGUAUCAUCAUAAGUGGGUAUGUGAAAGAAGGAAGAACCAGUGAAGCUCUGAGGUUUGUCUGCAGAAUGAAGGAACUUGAUGUGCGUCCUAACAUUGUUGUUUUUAACUCGCUGAUCAAAGGCUUUCUUGACCAGAUGGAUAAAGCAGGACUUGAUGAGGUCCUCGAGUUGAUGAGAGAAUUCAACGCGAAACCUGACGUCAUUACAUUCAGUACUAUCAUGAAUGCAUGGAGCACAGCAGGGCGCAUGAACAAGUGCAGAGAGAUCUUCGAAGACAUGGUGAAUGCUGGCAUUCAACCCGAUGCACAUGCAUACAGCAUUCUUGCCAAAGGCUAUGCUCGUGCCAGAGAGCCAGAGAAAGCAGAAGAGGUCUUUAAAUCCAUGAUCGAAUCAGGAAUCCACCCGAACGUCGUGAAUUUCACAACAGUCAUCAGCGGAUGGUGCAGUUGUGGCAGAAUGGAUUCUGCAAUGAGGGUCUUCAACCAGAUGCGUGAAUUCGGUGUGUCUCCUAAUCUGAAGACAUUUAAGACCUUAAUCUUGGGAUACUGUAAAGCUAAACAGCCAUGGAAGGCAAAAGAGGUUCUCCAAAUCAUGAGAGAAUCUGGGAUCGAGCCUGAGAAGGCAACCCUCGUGCUUGUCUCAGAAGCAUGGGCUGCCAGUGGACUAACAGAGGAAUCAGCUGCAGCAGAAGCAGAAGCAAAAGAAGAAAUAACAGUGCAGAGCUUAGAGGAACUCUAUCAGAAGCAGAUUGCGACAGGAUUGUCUGGAUUGACUAAGAAAGGUGGUAGGAUUGUGCUGAGAGACCCGACUGAUUCUUCUUCGACGGAAUGCUCGUGGCUUGCAACUAAACAGGUGAAUCUUUCUUACAUCAGUAAAUUCGGGUCGAGGUGGUCGAGGGUGAUGUGCCUGAAGCAGUGUCAAGUGCAGCAUUGUGGUGGUGGUGUAUAUGGUCAACUUGCACAGUCUUGUACAGCCGGGUUCCUCAACUGAAAAGAUAGGUACAGGAAGAUAACAGGUGGGUGGUGUAUAUGGUCAACUUGCACAGUCUUGUACAGCGGUGUUCCUCAACUGAAAAGAUAGGUACAGGAAGAUAACAGAAAGCAACGUUUUUUCCCCGCAUUUUUACUUGUAUCUGCAUUUUGGCUAAGGGGGCAGAGGGAACUUAUGUUGUAGAUAGCUGCAAAGGCCUUUCAAAUCUGUGACCCUACUGAUCAACAAUCUAUAGGUCUUUUUUCGCAUCUGUUCUAGUGCACCUUAAUCAUGAAAUCUUGAUUUUACUGUUGAA